AUUAAUGCAUUAGCGGAGUAAAACUUAGACUAAAUGCAUUAAAUGCAGGUUUUGUGACAUCAAGUGCAAACAGUGCAGAAUAUUCAAAUUUUUUCUAAGUAGUCUACAGACGGUGCCACUAUUAGUGCUUGCUGGAUAUCGAUUUCAUUAGUUUCGACUAUGGGUCGAAUGUAGACCGAAUUUGAACUUGUAAUCGAAUAAGCAAUUAUUGUGCAGCGAAAGUUUUUGUGCGGAGAAAACUAUUACGAAUGAAACAAGCCAGCGUUAUACAAAAGAUCGAAAUGGUGGUUACUUAACACGGUGGAACCCUCUGCCCCAGUUUAGACAUUCGCAAUUCAAUUAGGCUAAGCUAUAUAGGUGACUGACAACAUCAUGUGCGUAUCGAAAUUACACGGAUUCUGUUCGCAAUGGCGCAGCUGGAUCCGACCACUGCUAGUCGUGGCCUACGUGUUGUUUGUCAUCAUCGUGCUUCCGCUACUGAUUGUAAACUCCGUCAAGGAUGGCUUCACUCGAAAGGAUCAACUUAUCCUGAUAGGGGGCCUGUUUGUCAUUGCGGCCAUUCCGAUCUCGAUCUGGCAAAUUACACAACAUAUCGUGCAUUUCCAUAAGCCAAUUCUUCAGAAACACAUCAUCAGAAUUCUUUGGAUGGUUCCUAUAUACGCAUUAAACGCCUGGCUUUGUCUGCUGUUCCCUCAGCAUGCCAUCUAUAUGGACAGUAUUCGCGAGUGCUACGAGGCGUACGUAAUCUACAAUUUUAUGAAAUAUCUGCUAAACUAUCUUAAUCUGGAGAUGGAUCUGGAGCGAACGCUGGAGUACAAACCACCGGUGAGGCACGUUUUCCCCCUGUGCUGGAUGACGCCAUGGCCACCGGGUAGAGACUUUGUGCACAACUGCAAGCACGGCAUCUUGCAGUACACCGUGGUUCGACCGAUCACGACCUUUGUGGCCUACAUUUGUGAGGUCAACGGUGUCUACGGAGAAGGUAUAUUUGAAACGGACGUGGCUUUCCUCUACAUAGUGGCCAUCAACAAUUGCUCCCAGUUUAUCGCCAUGUACUGUUUGGUGUUAUUUUACAAAGCUAAUAGGGACGAGCUAAAACCAAUGCAACCGUUACCAAAGUUUUUCUGCAUCAAGGCGGUAAUUUUCUUCUCGUUUUUCCAAGGGGUGAUCAUCUAUGGUCUUGUCUAUUACGGUAUCAUCAAAGAUAUUUUUGGAUCUGAAAGCAGCGAUGAUCCCAAGGUGCUUUCGUCGAAACUGCAAAAUUUCCUGAUUUGCAUCGAAAUGUUCCUGGCAGCAUUGGCACAUCAUUACAGCUUUUCCCACAAACCGUACGUACGAAAUUUCCCUGUAAGUAAUUUGGAGAGUGGUCUGAACAGCAGCAUCAACGGAAAUAACAGCGGAUCGUGGUACAGUGCUUUGCUGAAUAUGCUAGAUAUAUCGGAUGUUCAUCAGGACGUCAGCGAACAUUUAGGAGUGGUAGGCAGUUCAUUGAGUAGACGCUUGAGAGGUCGUACAACUUAUCAUAUGCCCCGAGAAGGCAGUGGCUUAUGUGAUGCCGGUUCCGAACGGGAAUACCUAGUGCCAUCUGCUAGCGGUCCAAGCAGUCCUCGAGCGGGUCAAUGUUAUCAGAGUGGAAUAAGCUACUCGGGAGGACAAAUGCAUUCGAACCUUCCGAAAUUGGCACCGAACCGCUACGGAACAUUAGACAGCGGCAUCAGUAUAGUAAAACCAAAAGUGGAAAAGCUGGUGGAAACACCGAACGAAGGUGCUCCCAAAGUGGUGAACAUUUUCAGUCAGUUCCAGAAUUCCAAAAACCUCAACCUAAUGCUGGCCAGGACGCCCAGUUUUGACAAUCUGACAUCCUCGAGCAGCUCUAACCAGAAAGCACUCGCUACGGGUGGUAGUGGACGCACAUCCGGUACGGCAACGAACAACACGACGACUUCCACCACCUCGGACGCCAAUCUGAGAAAAUCGGAUAGUAACAAUAGUGACUGGCUCAGCACUCCCGAUGAAGAUCUUGGGAUCGAUGUCAAGGGCCUGAGUAACGAUCGAAUCAACUACCAUCCGGACCGGAAGGCUUAAAUAGGCUAGGACGAAAACGAAAACGUUGGCAAAUCUCGUACACUGUGGUUAAGCUUUUUUUUUCUAUAGUAAAAUUUAUACAGAUCAUAUUUCAAAGUUUAUUGGCAAUCAAAAAAGAAAACGAAGUAUUUUGCUCGUGGGUGUGAUUGUGCUUAGUCAAUAUCUUUAUAUUUUAUAUAUCUGUGUUAUUUAAGAUUUAGUUAGGAUCAAUAAUCGAGCUUUCCAUUUUUUCGUUUACAAUUUGAACGCGUUGUCAAUCAUCAGCAAGUAUUCAUAAAUUAUAAUAACCUUUUCGAAAAUAGCUUAGUUCAAUUCAUUCAAUUUGUAAAAUAUGAAACUUGCAUGCGGCGUUGGACGCCGAUAAUGAUAUCUGCUUAUCAGAAUUCCAUCAUAAGAAAAUUUAUUUGCGCUUUUCAUUAGUUCAUGAAACGAAUUUAGACUCAAAAAAAAAACAGCGAAAACACUGCGUAUAGUCGUAAUACACCAUCAAACUAAACUAGCCAAUCGCUUAUAAUUGAGUGGAGAUUGAAAUAGGCAACGUUUCUUUAGUAUUGUUGCAUAACAAUAUGUGAUGAGAUAAAAUUAUAGUUUUUAAAAUCUAAUAGGUUACCUAUUUGUCUGAUACAAUAAAAUGCU
Molecule: messenger RNA, 2721 nt
Organism: Sabethes cyaneus
Lineage: Eukaryota; Metazoa; Arthropoda; Insecta; Diptera; Culicidae
Product: transmembrane protein 184C
Exons: 5
Coding region: 373-2085 (570 amino acids)
Biological process (GO): transport
Molecular function (GO): transporter activity
Source: RefSeq, a predicted model, not a curated record